GAUCGUCAGACAUCGCCUCUUCUCUCUUCUGUGGCUGUGGAGGGUCCUCCCGCACUGCGAGCGGUGCUGUGCCGAAGCUUUUUUUAAAUUUAUCAUCAUAUGCUGCCUGCUUCGCAGCACACCGCAUGAUUUUUUUAAAUCACCAUUUUAAGCAGCGCUGACGCAUCAGAGGGCUUCAUGACUGGGACAGUGUGUCGGGGUAUGGUCAGCUCCUGAUGGCCCAUGUCUUCCAAAACCAGAUUUCCUGAUAUUGAUUCUGUGUGUAAUCUGGGACAUGGACAGACGGAGCCCAGGAGACAGACAGGCAGACACCAGUAAGACAGUAACCACUGCAUCGUCAUCAUCUGUCGUCACCAUGGCAACACCCAGUUCCAGCGCCCAGCCGCCCUCUACCUCCCUCAGCAUCAUCCCACCAGACAGACAAGCAGUCCAGGUGAUCCAACAUGCCAUGAACAGACCUCAGAGCAUGGCGGCCCAGUACUUGCAUCAGAUGUACGCAGCCCAGCAGCAGCACUUCAUGCUGCAGACAGCAGCCCUGCAGCAGCACCAGCAUCCCGCACAUCUGCAGAGUCUGGCUGCCAUCCAGCAGGCUUCAGUCUGUCAGAGGUCACCUUCUUCUUCUACAGGCAGUUUGGUUCAGGCUGCGGGUGUUUCCCAAAACUCGAUAACUUUACCAGCAUCUCCAGUGACGGCAAGGCUGAUUGGUCGAACUCAGACAUCCACUGCCAGCGCAGCCACAAUAUCUCAGCAGGCCAUGCUUCUAGGAAACAGACCUGCCAGCUGUAACCAAGCUCAGAUGUACCUUCGAACUCAGAUGCUGAUUCUAACUCCUGCAGCCACAGUAGCUGCAAUUCAGUCAGACCUCCCCACUGUGACCUCCUGCUCCUCAUUACCUACCUCCUCUCAGAAUCUGGCUCUGCGUACCCAUUUGCCGGGAGCUCUGGCUACAGCCCACAGCGUCAUCUUAAAACCUUCCACCGAGUCCCAGGCCCUGCCUGCAGCCACCUCUUUGUCCAAGAAUCCAGUCUGUGGGCUGAAGAGCACCCAACUGACUGAUGGCUCAACAGAAACAGCGCCAUCUGAUGCCACCUCGUUGGUGUCAGGACCCCAGAUUAUAACCCCAGCCUACCCUCCAGUGCAAACCCACACUCUAGUCAAGCAGCAGCUGUCCUGUCCAGUAGGCCAGCAGGUGGCGCACCACCAGCUCAUCGUCCAGCAGGCCACAGGAGGGGCUCCCAGCAGCAGACAGUUGCAACCAAUUGCCCUCAGAGUAGCACCCCGAGAUACCCACUCCAAUCCUCUUCCUCUGUCGGUUAAAAGACUAACCGCCUCCAGCACCUACUCACAACUACGAAACGAGCCCCCAGCCCUGUCUUCUUCUUCCUCCCCAUUAGUCACCAGCAUGCUUGCAUCAUCACCUCAGACUUCAGUCCCAGCUGCUGCCGUUCAGCCUCAGCCACCUCCUCUGGUGGCUGCGCCACAGCGUCGGACCUCAUUCCCACAGAGCCAGCAGCCUCCACCUCCUCCUCCUCCUCUCAUUCUCCCCAGGCUGCCCCAGAACCCCCCAGCCUCCCUUCACAGGGUGUCCCUGCACUCAGUCCGGGCUUUGGCUGUCCAGUCAGGACAGGUACUGCUAACGGAGCGGGAACUGCCUGUGGCGGAGGCUCUGGUCCAGAUGCCCUACCAGAACCUGCCACCUCCUCAAACGGUGGCUGUUGAUCUGAAAGUGCAUCCAGUCAAACACAACGAAACUGCACCCUUGGGGCAAAAGUGCAACGUGAACAGUCUGAGCUCAGAGGAAAGGAAAGAUCCUCCAAGUUCAGAACAAGACGGGACCGCUACACCACCCAAUCAAAAUGGUUCAGCAGUGACGGGUUCAUCCUCCAUCACCCCCAGCCACUGGAGGAGUCCUCCAGUGGAGGAGUCCUCCCAGCUCACGACCACUGACAAUAGCGGCAAUAGUGGCACCAACAACCCUCCUCCUCCACCACCUUCUCCUUUACCUCCUCCCCUCCUCCCUGCUUCAGCACAAGUCCCCAGCCAGCCUCCUUCUGCCCCUGCAAGUCUCCCAGGAAGCCCCAAGAGGUCAACCCACGUCCUCACACACCUCGUGGAGGGCUUUGUCAUCAAAGAGGGCCUGGAGCCGUUCCCGGUGGGUCGGUCAUCACUGUUAUCGGAGCAGCAGGCUUCCCUUCCAGAACCCCAGGACGUACCGACCAAUGGGGAUGCAGCAGACGACAGUCCUCUGGAUGCUGACCAGUCAGAUUCAUCUGACUCUGAGAUGGAAAAUGACGGCCCUACAGGAGAAGAGCUCGGGGAGAGUGUGCCAGACGUGUUGCAGUGUGAGUACUGUGGAAGCAGCGGCUACGCUCGCACGUUUCUGCGCUCCAAACGCUUCUGCUCCAUGUCGUGUGUCAGAAGGUUCAGUGUGAGCUGCACCAAGCGUAUCGCGGUGCUGCAUGCAGGUCGCUUGGCUCACAGGCCUUUGGGAAGGAGAGGACGACCCCCCAGCCGAGUCAACGGAGCCUCCAGAGAGCACUUUGUGAUGCAGCGGCGGCGUAGCUUAUGA
Messenger RNA from Pundamilia nyererei, 2569 nucleotides. It is a transcript of the gene phc3a, whose product is annotated as polyhomeotic homolog 3 (Drosophila). Gene Ontology annotation, molecular function: zinc ion binding. The coding region runs from base 275 to 2569 and encodes 764 amino acids. Lineage: Eukaryota; Metazoa; Chordata; Actinopteri; Cichliformes; Cichlidae. The record is from RefSeq and is a predicted model, not a curated record. The transcript is spliced from 14 exons. Gene Ontology annotation, cellular component: nucleus.